AUGGAUGAGCAGGACCAGUACGAGUCGGUGGGACUGGAUGACUCGCUUGAGGACGAGAGAGAUUUGGAUCAGAUCAUGCAGGACUGUAGGGCUGCCGACUUGGAGCUCGACGCUCGCGAGGUUCGCGUCACUGGACGCAAGCUUCCUGAGCUUCUCCACGUUGUGCAAACUACACGUGGUUGGUGUGCUCAGCAAACGGUGGUCCUCCAGGUUACCAUGGAUGGGCAGAGGUGUUGUUUCCGCAUUAUGAAAGGCGACCAUGCUCGCAAAAAAGCCAUGAGGAUUGCCGUUGGCCUUUCAGGAGUGGAAGCAGCAACUAUAAAAGGGCAAGACAAGGACCAAAUAGAGGUAAAAGGCGAGGGGAUCGAUACCGUUAAACUUGCAACGUUACUAAGGAAGAAAGUAGGGCAUGCAAGCAUAGUAAGCGUUGCGGAAGAGAAGAAAGAAGAAAAGGAAGAUGAGAAAAAAGAUGAACUGAAGAUACAGUACAUGGUUGGGCCUCCUAGUUGCACAUACUAUGAGAUUCCCAGAUAUGACACACCUUCUUGCUCCAUAAUGUAAUUUUGUACCAACCAUCAGCAAAAGUAACCACAAAGAGGGAGACACUUGAAGGGUUAAACUAUACAUCUUCUGGUCUUCAUGAUGAAUUCCUCUAAUGGAUAAUUUUCCAUUUAGAAAAGAUAAAAAAUUUUCUUAAUACCCAAAAAUCAAAGUCCUCAAUGCUUCAUGAGGUGAUGGAGAUGCAUAUUCUACUUUAAAAUUAGGGCUUGGUUUCAUUAUACUUUGUUGAUGUUAUUUUUCUCUCCUCAUAGAGAACUUCAAAUAAGUAUGGUUUUAGUUGUUUCCCGUUUGACAACAAGGACAAUUUAGCCACACUAGAAAUUGUAAGUCAAUUGUUGUUGGUAUUUGUAUUGCAAGUUGUUAAGAAUGAA
Molecule: messenger RNA, 932 nt
Organism: Quercus lobata
Lineage: Eukaryota; Viridiplantae; Streptophyta; Magnoliopsida; Fagales; Fagaceae
Product: disease resistance protein RGA5-like
Exons: 4
Coding region: 1-561 (186 amino acids)
Source: RefSeq, a predicted model, not a curated record